AUGGCGAUCAUAUCUACCGCUCUGCGCACCUUCAAGGAGCCCACCAAAGAUGAGCUGACUGAAAUGUUCUUCUCGAUACCGCCGAGGAAAGACGCGCUGGCGUCUAUGAGCGAGAAGGCGCGCCAAGAGGAGGAAGAUGUGGAGAAGAUGGACAUCAACGCGGUACUGAGCUUGGGCACGCCCGGGGAGGAGGACUCGUAUGCUGGUAAACUGCACGUCAUGCACCCUUACCUCUGCUUCGCGUCGUUAGAUCGCAAGAGCGUGCGGUUUACGAUCCCAUUAUCCACCAUCCGCCGCGUCGAGCGGCUGAACGCGAGGGCGGGCAUCUACGCGCUCAGCCUCACAACAUGGCACGGGAUGAAGAUCAUCGUCCAACUCACCUCUCUCCGACCAACGGCAGAUCUCUUCUGCGCCCUCCUGCGCGACUCGCUCAAGCUCGAGCUCGAGCGCGGCCAGAUGAAGCUCGUCAAGUCCUUCGCCAAGACGUGCUACUCGGAGGUGCUCAUAAACUCAGGAUCCACCGCACCAGAAAACGAGCACGAGGAUGGCAGCCUGAUACAGGAGAAGGAUGGCGGAAGCUCGAGCGCGCCUGCGUACCACGGCGGACUGGGCCUCAAGUUUAAGUUUCCGGGUGACCCUCGCAAGUUACGUGAAGCAUCUAAAAUCAAACUCUGGACUGCCUACUUGAAGACCCAUGGACGCAACCUCACUCUCAUGCGCUACCCGCAAGCGACGCGACUAGUGCAGGUCGGCCUGCCGAACCGCCUGCGCGGCGAGAUGUGGGAGACGCUCUCCGGUUCGAUUUACCUCCGCUUCGCCAACCCAGGCUACUACGACCGCAUACUGGAAGAGCACAAGGGCAAGACAUCGACGAGUACCGAAGAUAUCGAGAAGGACUUGCAUCGCAGUCUACCGGAGUACUCUGGCUAUCAGUCCGAGGAGGGUAUCGCAGCGCUACGAAGGGUCUUGCAAGCGUAUUCAUUCAAGAACCCGGAGCUGGGCUACUGCCAGGCGAUGAAUAUUCUCGCAGCUGCCAUACUAAUAUAUAUGUCCGAAGAGCAGGCUUUCUGGUUACUGGAGGUUCUAUGCGACCGGCUAUUGCCGGGCUACUAUGCCCCGUCGAUGCAUGGCACGCUUCUGGACCAGCGAGUCUUUGAAGCUCUGGUUCAGCGAUGCUUACCCAUAAUCUACGACCACUUCCGGACAGUCGAUGUCCAACUCUCGGUAGCGUCCUUGCCAUGGUUCCUUAGCUUGUUCAUCAACAGCAUGCCAAUGAUCUUCGCGUUCCGGAUUGUCGACUGUUUCUUCUGCAUGGGGCCCAAGGUCCUCUUCCAACGCUCUCUUGACUCUGCGUUAGCAAUCCUCAAGAUCAACGGCGAGGCCCUGCUCCAGAUCCAGGACGACGGCCAGUUUUUGAACCUGAUGCGCGACUACUUUGCCUCCCUCGGCGACUCGGCGCACCCCGACUCGCCCGACCCGCGAGCGCGCGCGAUUACCCGCUUCCAGGAACUCCUGCUCGUCUCGUUCCGCGAGUUCUCGGUCAUCACGGACGAGAUGAUUCACUCGGAGCGCAAGCGGUUCCGCAACGACAUCAUCCACUCGAUUGAGUCCUUCGCCAAGCGCGCCGCGAUCCGAAACCUGCGCUCGCUGGGCCGGUUCUCGAAGGAGCAGGCAGGGCUUAUCUACGACGCCCUCUACAAGGCGAUGUGCAUCGUGCCGCCCCCGCCCGCGGUCGCGCCGCCGCCGAAGCUGCUGACGACGGCGAAUGAGCAGCAGGAGGAGAAGCCGGAGACGAGGAUUCAGCUGAGGACGUUCCAGUAUUUCCUGAGCGAGAUUGCGACGUGGGCGAGGGAUGAGAAGAUUGUGAUGAAUGGCUUGACGCAACGGAUAGAUCGGGAGGUGGCGGAGCAUGAGUUUAUUGACAGGCUCUUUUUCUUCUGGGAUACGGCGUGCCGGGGGGCAUUGUCGUUCCAGGAUAUCAUAUCCGGAUUGGACGGUGUUAUGUUCAACGACUUGAUGGAGAACAUCGAAUGGUUCUUCAACUUGCAUGACAAGAACAAGGACGGCUACUUGACGAAGGACGAAGUGCUCACUUUGUCAGAAUCCUUCUUGUUCAUCUUCCGCUUUGAAGUUGGCGAUGCGUACCUAGGGGCUGUUAGCCGAUUCAUGACGAACGCCUUUGAGUAUGGGGAUGCUUUGUUACCGCGACCUGAAGGUGCUGAGGACGGCGAGGCGACGCCGACAAUAUCACCGAACCAGCCGUAUCUUAACCUCGCAACCUUCCGCAUGGUCGUCCUUGCCGACGAGAUCCUCGAGUCCUUCUUCGAAACCGACCUCUCCGCCUCCUUCCGCCUCGAGCCCAUGCCCGAGAUGGAGCUCCCCACCUCGCACAGCGGCCUCCUCGGCGACAUCUGGUCCUCUAUCGCUACCGACAGCAACAAGAAGAUCUUUAACAAGUUCACCGACGAACUUGGGAAGACGAUCGGGAAGCACCAGGUCAUACACAAGCCGUCGAUCGGGCGGUACACGAAGCUCGAGGAGCCGAAGGCGAGGGAAAGCCUCUUGACGCCGGGAUUACGGAAAUCACUGUCGAGGUCGAGUUUGUCGCCCAUUGCGAGCGCGUCGUCGACGUCGUUGCAUGGCGGCAGUCAGGGCGAGAGGUCGCGGCCGACGACACCAACGACGCCGGUGCCCGAGGCGGAGGCGCCAAGUGCGAACGUGGGCUUCUCGCCGCUUGUGCAGGCGGCGAAUGCGGCGCUGAUGGAGCGGCCGGCCUUCGCGAUCGACGACGCGAAGGACGAGGAUGAAGGAGAGGACCAGUUCGCGGUGGGGGAUGCGGACGAUACGGUUAUGGACGAGGUCGACGCGUUCUUGGAAGCGCACGAUUCUGGUUUGACGGAUGCGGACAAGGAGGUGGCGAAAGGUACGUGGUUGUGUCCUGCAUUUGAUAUGAUGUUGACACCACUGCGCUUCAGACUUAUUGAACGCCGAACCUAUGAAGUAGAUGUGGUAGUUAUGAGACUCGGACACGUCAAGUAUACUUUGUUCUCUUUUGGUAGCUUUGCAUUUAUUCACUCGAUUGAGUCCUCGAUGUUGGUGUAUCUUUUUGGAAGUCCAUUGGCGUUUGGGGCUGCGCUGCUCUGGGCUUACAUGAGUACUAGGUGA
Molecule: messenger RNA, 3165 nt
Organism: Schizophyllum commune H4-8
Lineage: Eukaryota; Fungi; Basidiomycota; Agaricomycetes; Agaricales; Schizophyllaceae
Product: TBC-domain-containing protein
Exons: 14
Coding region: 1-3165 (1054 amino acids)
Molecular function (GO): calcium ion binding
Source: RefSeq, a predicted model, not a curated record